AUGCUCACUCAGACAAUCAUCGAUCCUCUUGCUGGCAUCGGCGAAACCAAUUUCCUUGGCACUGGUCGUCGAUCCACCAUUUCAUAUAUUCCCUAUUCUACAAAGAAAAAAGAAGAGAAAACUGAUGUGAAAGAAAGAUCAACAAAAACGCCAAUUCCUGUUGCCAAGACUCAAAGAAGCAAGAGCUCAUUCCAAUCUACAAAGAAUGCUUUUAUUUCUUCGAGGGCACACCAAAAAAAUUUUGCGCAAACAAUUAUAGAUAGAAAUUGGGAGAAACAAGAUAAAAUCAGAAGAUGGAACUAUACAUUACAAAUACAAAAAAUCGAAGCAAACAUACAAGUUCGCAAAGAUCACAGAAAAUUGGGAGAUUUAACUCAGAAGAAACUAAAAAUUUAUGGUGAUACUUUAAGCAGCACAGGUCCAGUACAGCAUAUCAAGCUCCCUCGCGACGUACAAGUCACUGAAUACACUCCAUCCCACAUUCACUACUUCUAA
This is a messenger RNA of Trichomonas vaginalis G3, 495 nucleotides long. RefSeq lists its product as uncharacterized. The transcript has a single exon. NCBI's taxonomy places the organism in Eukaryota, Parabasalia, Trichomonadida, Trichomonadidae. The record is from RefSeq and is a predicted model, not a curated record. Bases 1 to 495 code for a protein of 164 amino acids.